AUGAAUGGUUUUGGAAUUGAAAAUGUCUCUCGCCGAAUGUAUGUGGUGGGAAGACACAUGUUUGGGGACCUCACCUACUCAGUCGGGACGGUGAUACUUAGCUUUAUAUACAGGGAAAGGGAGCACAUUUAGCUCUAUCAUCCUUGCUAGGAACGGGACUGUAAAGAGCAUUUUUAACAACAUCCACCUGCUUAAGUACUGCCUCUUAAGCUCCCUUUUCUGGAAUAGACAAUGUCUUAAAGCAUCUCAUUAAUCGAUCAAAUUGAUUAUCCCAUUGUUAGUUCGUUUCGAUACGGUUCGCCGGAACGGAUAAGAAGCAACCCUACCGUGCUUUGUACGGCUCCUCACAACAAUUUAUGAGCCAAUCAUUUGUCCCUUGGUUCGAUAACCGAUGUCAUUCGAUUGACAGUCGAAUUCAGCCAAAAUUUCGAUCAGAUUUUCCAAUUCCCUUUCCUCCCUGCUCCCCCUGCGGGUCCAUCAAGAAAAUGGAAGGGAUUCCGUUUGAUUGAGUUAAGCUUUCGGGGGAAAUAAAUCACACCAAUAAAAGCAACCCAUCGUCCUCUGUUCUUUCGUUUAGCCAUCCUUUCUGGCAACUUACAAUCUAUGCAAACUUGUACCGAUAGGGCAUGUUUACUUUGGCCCCCACAACCUCACAAAACACGAAGGAAGGCACGCGCUUUUACUCCAACCUCUUUGCCGGCACGUGGUGCCUUGGAGAACCGAAGUUAUGCCGCCUCCUCAUCCUCCUUGGAUAGAGUUUUCGCGGGCAAAGACUCAACUGCUUUCUCCGGCCGAGACUUGGAACCAGUUUGAUUAGAGUGCUCGGCGAGGCAACAAUAUCGGCGUGUUUUGGUGUAGUUUAGUUGCGCUUUAAAGACACCAAGAAAAAAUGAUCGAAAUGAACGAGUUCUCCCGCUUGCUUCUACGGGAAGCCCGCAAAGAGUAUCAGCUUAUCUUGGGACGCUGCAAUGAUUUCGUGUCCUCCUCAGGGUUCGAGUAUGUUAUACAGCGUCCACCCCAGGCAAGGAUCUGCUUCGGAUCUAGCAUCGAACGGGAAGCGGUCCCGCUGCAAGGACCGGCCAUGAGUGCGCUGAUGCGUCGUCGACAACCGGAACUGUUGGGUGAAAAUCUAGCCCCCGGAUGUCACAACCUUAGCUACGAUGCGGGGACACCGGACGCACAUCCGGCACUACGGAAGCGGGUGAGUCGUAAAGGAUAUGGCCCACUGGCCGCUACCGGCGUGAGGUUCAACUUUGAGGAGGUGAGCAACAGUCCGGGCGUUGGGGAUUACGAAGUGGCGGGAAGGAAGCCAUCGAAAGCGAAACAGUCGGCUAAACCUUUCGGCAGUGGAACGGACGAUCGUACCAAGGAUCAUUCGCCGGCGUAUCCUGGCGUUGGAACGUACGUAUUCAAAACGCGCAAGGACAUCCGGAGUCAUUCGUUUGGUGGAACUAUUAAAAUUAUGCCCGCGGCAAGGACGAUCUGCAGGACGGAUAACUUUGAUCGCUGUCAGCGGUGUGACGAGCGGCCAGAGGUGGAUUACUGGAAGAAUCUUAGGACGGAACGAUGCCUAUGUAGGCGCUGCAUGGUGAAGGAGCUCGAGGAGGCGCGAUGUCACUCCAAGAGCAAGUCCGACCAGAAGAAGCGCGCCGAGACGCUCCAGGAGUACAAGCGUGUACGGCACUGUGCAUACUACCAUCGGCACGAUAAGACCAGCGCAGCGAUACAGUUCAUCAGCAACAAGCAGUUGAAGCGCAAGUUCCGGUUGGAAAAUUACCUUUCGAUGUUUGAAUAGAUUCCGGUUGAGCUCACCACCAAA
Molecule: messenger RNA, 1819 nt
Organism: Anopheles stephensi (Asian malaria mosquito)
Lineage: Eukaryota; Metazoa; Arthropoda; Insecta; Diptera; Culicidae
Exons: 4
Coding region: 890-1795 (301 amino acids)
Biological process (GO): regulation of cell projection organization
Cellular component (GO): ciliary basal body
Molecular function (GO): cytoskeletal protein binding
Source: RefSeq, a predicted model, not a curated record